Messenger RNA from Trifolium pratense (red clover), 2871 nucleotides. RefSeq names its product two-component response regulator-like APRR2. Lineage: Eukaryota; Viridiplantae; Streptophyta; Magnoliopsida; Fabales; Fabaceae. Gene Ontology annotation, molecular function: transcription cis-regulatory region binding; DNA-binding transcription factor activity. Bases 441 to 2099 code for a protein of 552 amino acids. Gene Ontology annotation, biological process: positive regulation of DNA-templated transcription; phosphorelay signal transduction system. The record is from RefSeq and is a predicted model, not a curated record. The transcript is spliced from 12 exons. Gene Ontology annotation, cellular component: nucleus.
AAAAUUUCCUUUAUUUUGUUUUUUGCCAAAGAGGCUAUAUAUAUUAAUUCCUCUCAACAUUAAACUCUUAAUUAGCUUCACUGUCAUAGCCAUUGAAGAUCUCUGAGCUUUUCUGUAACACUAUCUCUGUAGGAACGAGGGGUAUUAUUGGAAUAAAAAAUAAUUUACAAAGUAGUGGCAGAAAGGUUCUUUGUUCAAGCUUUUAGAGUGUCUCGUGGUCCAUAACUACUGCUGAUGAUAGCAACUCUUCAGUAUUCACAAGAACUUCAACCCUCUUUCCUUCACCUUUCUUUUUCUCUUUAUUAAUAAUGCAGUUAGAGGAAAAUUAGCUUAUGGUAUUGGAGUUCAACUCAUCAAGCUUUUUCUUUUCUUUUCUUUUAUUCCAAGAAGGAAUUGGAUGUCAAUGAGAUGAGAGACUGAGAAAGGAUGCUAAGCCAGCUAUGGUUUGUACUGCCAAUGAUUUACAAGAAUGGAAAGAUUUUCCCAAAGGACUCAAGGUUCUCCUCCUUCAGGAAGACAUCACUUCUCCUUCUGAGAUAAGAACAAAGCUUGAAGCCAUGGACUAUAAUGUUUCUACAUUCUGUGAUGUGAAUGAAGCCUUGUCAGCAAUCUCAAGUAGACCUGAAGGAUUCCAUAUAGCCAUAGUGGAGGUGAGUUCAAGCAGUUGCGAGGGAGGUUUCAAAUUUCUUGAGAAUGCCAAGGACUUGCCAACCAUUAUGACUUCAAACAACGAUUGUCUGAACACCACGAUGAAGUGCAUAGCGCUUGGAGCAGUGGAGUUCCUCAGCAAACCACUCUCCGAGGACAAGCUGAGAAAUAUCUGGCAGCAUGUGGUUCACAAGGCAUUCAAUGCUGGGGCAAGUGCGGUCUCUGAAUCACUGAAACCUGUCAAGGAAUCUGUAGUCUCCAUCUUGCAGCUCCAAACGGAAAACACACAACACGAAAGUAGAGCCGCAGUUGAGUUAGAAAAAGUAUCCCAAUUUUCUGACAAUGACCAUGAGCAUUAUCCAGCUCCUUCAACCCCACAAUUGAAACAGGUGGAAAGAUUACUAGAUGAUGGGGAUUGUCAAGAGCAGACUAAUUGCUCCACAGAAAAAGAAAGUGGGGAACAUGAUGGAGAAUCUAAAUUCGUCGAAACUACUUGUGAAAAUUUGAAUGCUGAAAGUACUCCUCAACAAAAUAAAUCUGAAGUUACUCUGGUUCAAAAGGAAGCCGAGGAAUUUGCCGACGCUUCUAAGUGUGAGAGUGUUGUUUCACCACGUCCACAAAAUGAGAAGGUUCUCAAUAAUAGUGAAAGUAAUACAAUGUCUGUGAAUAAAGUAGGUGUUCGUAGUCAUAAAUGCGAGAUAAAAGCUAAUCGGAAGAAAAUGAAAGUAGACUGGACGGCUGAGCUACACAAAAAAUUUGUGAAGGCAGUGGAACAACUAGGCAUUGAUCACGCAAUUCCUUCUCGAAUAUUGGAUCUAAUGAAAGUGGAGGGCUUGACAAGGCAUAAUGUGGCAAGCCAUCUUCAGAAAUAUAGAAUGCAUAAGAGACAUAUCUUGCCGAAGCAAGAAGAUCGGAAAUGGCUAAAUCAAAGAGAUCCAACGCAAAGGAGCUAUUGUAUUCAAAGGCCAAUUAUGCCUGGUCCUCCAUCAUAUUAUUCUAACCAUACCCUUCCUCCACCUCCUUUAUAUCCUAUGUGGGGACAAUCUGGAACUCAAAUGGCUGGAAUGCAGGCUUGGGGACCUUCUGGUUAUCCCUUGUGGCAGCCUGCAGAAACUUGGCACUGGCAACCAUUUCCAGCGAUGCAUGCAGAUACAUGGGGCACCCCGGUAUUACCACCACCUCAACCUCCUUGCUAUUCCUAUUCUCAGAAUAUACCUGCAGUGAGUAACGCUAAUGCAGUGGAUUACAUGUUUGGCAUGCCCCACAGUUCCUUUGACGAUUAUCCGGCGGAGGAUGUUAUUGACAAUGUUGUGACGGAGGCAAUAAGUAAGCCAUGGCUACCUUUGCCGAUAGGCCUCAAUCCUCCUUCCACAGAUAGUGUAUUGGCUGAGCUUUCCAGGCAAGGCAUUUCCAACAUCCCUCCAAGCAACAAUGGUUAUAUUCCCAAUUGACAUGUACAAGUCAUUAGUGGGUUCUGAUGGUGACAAACUUCUAUACAAAGGGUCCACCAGAUUAAGACCCUGUUGUGAUUUUUAGUUUCUCAAAUUUAUCAAGUUAGUUUUUCAAAUUUAUCAAAUUCCAACUAGUAGAUUGACCGGGAAUAGGAGAUCGAAUUAGGACCAUUUUGUUUUGCCAUAUUAGGACCCCUGCUCCCACAUCACCCCACCAACAACCACUUCACGCGAUAUCAUAGUGCAACAACCAAGAAGUAACUAUAUAGUAUCGAUACUUCAAAUUGAAGACAUAUCUGGUACCAGACACCACUGCAUGUGUCUGAUGUCGAUAUGUUAGUGUCACGUGUCUGGUGUCUAUGUCUGUAUCGGAUCUUCAUAGAGUAGUAGACAUUGAUCCUAUCCAUCUCCACAUGUCAGAAUAAAGCAAAAAAUGAAAACAAAAAUAAUGUCAGGUGGGGGACACCAGGUAGGCGACUUGGACGGCUAAGAAUUGGCCACACAUUUAUUGAUGCACUAUACAAAACUAUGUGGUUGUAAAUAGAUGCUGAUAUGGUUGUAAAUGAGGUACUUUUGGGAAGCAUAAAACAGUGAUAAGGUAUGUUUUGUUGGGGUUGUACUUUUGGAUGUGGGAAUCUAAUAAUGGAAAGGAUAGGAACAAUGUUGUGAAUAAAAAGAUGAGUUCAAAGCCUUGACGGAUGCUAAUUUUCUCUUCUUUUUCAAGUUGAAUUUUUUUUCAGCUGUUUGCUAAAUUAAGAAUUUAGUUGUUUCA